AAAGGUGAGAUUUGUGCACAGGUGUGUCGCGGUAUCAAUGUAUUUCCUGUUGCACGUAAUGUGUAACCACCUCGAUGUGUACUGUAAAUGUACUUUGUCACAAUGGCGGCCCAAGAGGAACUAUUUAAAAUGAAAAUCAUUACAGAGCUGUCCAAUCAAGCUGUCCAUGAGUAUGAGGGUCUUCAGAGGGAGCAUGAGAGAGCCACCAUGGAGUGUCAACGGAUGGAGGCAGAGAGAGACGAGGCAAUCAAAAGGCUUGAAGAGUUUCAAAAAGUGUCCCACAUGGUCAUUGAAGAGGUCAACAGCAUUCAGGAUAACCUGGACAUAGAGAGGACAUGCAGACAGAGUGUGGAAGCCCUGGCCUCCAAGUUGAACCGGCAGAACUGCUCCUUGAAGAGGAAGAGUAUGUUGUACCUGGCCCACCUGGGGCCGGAGACCAUUGCUGAGAUCGGCCUGGAGGAUGAAGAAGAGGAGGAGGAGAGUGUGGACACCCAGGUAGAAAAAGAGUGCUUCUCAGCCCACUGCCGGAGCACCAUCACAGAACUGAAGAAAACAUUUGAGUUGACACUGGAGGAGAAAAAGCAAGCCACCAUUGAUCAUGAGGCUACAAGAGAGGAGCUAAGUGACAUCAGAGAAGAAUUGCUGAAGGAAAAACAUGAUAAUAUGGUUUUGAUUGCUGAGACAGUCCGACAAAAGAAGCUCUUGGCGAAAUAUAACAGAGUGUCGCUGUUUGCCGUGGAGGAGUAUGAGGCCCUGCAGGAAAACCUGGAUCUGGAGAAGGAGCUGAGGGCAGAGGCAGAGAUAUUUGCACGAGAGAUGCUGGUUGAGCAGAAGAAGCUGAACAGACAGAGUCAGAUUCUCCUAAAGAGCUCAUCACCCAGUGAGGCCCUGCAGGCAGCCCUCACUGAUGUCACCAGGCUCACCCAGGCCCUGGAGAGCCAGAGGCUGGUGCACCAACAACAGAUGAAGGGGAUUGAGGAGCAGCUCAGGGGUUCAGAGCUACAUAAGGAGGUGCUGGCGUUACAACGUAAGCUAGAGCUCCUGGCAGAGGAGAAGAAGGAGCACGAAGAGAGAUGUUCCAUGGCUAAGGUGGAGGCCAAGGAUCUCAAGUUUACUGUAGAGGAGCUGCAGAAGAAGCUCCAGGCCCUUUCUAACCCUCCGCCUGCUCAAGCCCCUCCACCUCCGCCCCCGCCACCCCCUCCUCCACCACCAGCCCCACUCACCAACCCUCUCGGUUCACUGCUAUUGAUGAUUCGCAAAAAGAAAAAUAUCAGUAGGGAUAUUCCAUUAGUGGUUCAAGACUCAGCAAAGGAGCCAGAGAUGGACAUCAGGCAACAAGCUGUGGAUGAGAUGAUGCAGAGAAUCAAAAGGGGGGUUCACCUCCGACCCGUGGGCCAGGCCCCCAACAAAACCAAGCCCGUCCAGCGAGAAAGGGUACCCUCUAAUUCUGCCAUUCAGGAACUUAAAGGAAUUCUGGAUACGUUCAAAAGGCCCUCCCCCCACCUUAAAGUUGGAUCUCCAUCAACAAACACUGAGUCUGAGCUGGAGAGAGUUCUACAGAGACGACGGGGCGCAUUCAAGACCUCACAGGAAAGUUGUUCGCCGUCCUCACCCCGUCCCUUCCCCAGCAGUGUUCUGGAUGUCACCAGAGUGAGAGGGGACCAGCCCCAGACCAAGCAGACCUCCCAGGACUCUGUCCCGCUCUAGGCCCACUCAGCUGACCUGAGUUCUGGCCACUAGCACCCCAGGGCCCUGGACAAGAGACCUGCACCUGUCAAUGCUGCAGUCAGUUCUCUGGUGAAGGAAAGAAGACCUCAGAGUACAAAGCAUGUCUGGUGUCCCCACUGCACUACACAGGGUUGGGGAGUAAUGAACGACAUUUGGUCCAACUAGUAAUUGAAUUACAUUUUGCAGUAGGUUGGUGGUAGUUGAACUAAAUUCAAAUCUAAGUAGGGUUUUCAGUAGUUAAUAAUUUUUUGCCAUGUAGCUAAUUCCUGGAACUACACACUACUUUUUUUUUCAAAAUGAAAAGAUAAAAUGGGUGAAGUUUUUUUCAGCAUCAGACCUGCCUAAUUCUCACUUGAAACAGUUGUGUUUAAUAGGCUAAAUUACACAUUCAGAUACAUAUGAUAAUUUUUCACAAAGUAGUUUGGAUGUAGUGAACUACUUUUUCAAAGUAACUUAAGUUAAUUAAGCUAUAUUUUUCUUAAGGCUAGCUUUAGUUUAGCUUAAAUUCUUUCAGUGUGAAGUAAUUGGUAAACUAUCUUUUCAGAGUAGCUACCCCAACACUGCUUCUACACCUGCAUUGCUUGCUGUUUGGGGUUUUAGGCUGGGUUUCUGUACAGCACUUUGAGAUAUCAGCUGAUGUACGAAGGGCUAUAUAAAUCAAUUUUAUUUUAUUUUAUUUUAUUUGAUUAUACCAAAAAUGGAAAUGUCAUAAACCACAUAAAAAUAAUGGACAGGUUUAUUCAAAAUAAUAUUGACCACUGUGUCUUACAUAAUCUUUUUGUAUGUGUGUGUAUUUUUUAUUCUUUGGAAUUUGCAAAUAUGUGUAAAUAUAAUUUGUUUAUUCCAGAGUAUGUGAUACCAAAUUGUGAUACCUUUAUGUGGUCAUUUUGAUCAAUUCAGUUUUGUUUCCAAGGAAAAACACAGAUCAACGCUGCAUUUAGUUAGCGGGAAACCUUUUUGCACUAAGUGACGACUGAAAAUUCAUUCAUUUUAAUAUGGGAAGAAAUGUAAUGGUGUAUCAUUUAAAUAGAUUGUAUGAGCUAUUCAUUUUAAGACUAGUAAUUACAUUAGAUUGAUGUAAACAUAAAUAGAAAAUGUCAUUUAGGAAUAAAAACACUAUGGUAUUCAUUUAAUCCUUA
Messenger RNA from Oncorhynchus keta (chum salmon), 2867 nucleotides. It is a transcript of the gene shtn1, whose product is annotated as shootin 1. The record is from RefSeq and is a predicted model, not a curated record. NCBI's taxonomy places the organism in Eukaryota, Metazoa, Chordata, Actinopteri, Salmoniformes, Salmonidae. The transcript has 17 exons. Bases 88 to 1707 code for a protein of 539 amino acids.